GAAUUAAUUAUGUUAAUUAUUUUUUAAAGAAAUAACCAAAAUCGUCUAAGAAGAAUAAUGUGAAAAGAAAUUUAUUUAUAAGAUGAAAGCUUCAAGACUGAAAAAUUUCUGGAAGCAAAAGACGACGUUUCUUUCUACUUUGCUUUAUAUUUACAAUAAAGAGCGUGUCUGUAGCAUCUUUCCUUUGGAUUACUUUUUUCUCACUGUUAAUGAUGAUAUACUUACUGAAUUAUCUUUGUAGUUUUAUGCUUUGAAAUUUUCUUUCGUUUUGUUUUUUGCCCAGUGUUUUUUUUGUUACUAUGCAUAAUAUUAAUUCGUGUAAAUUGCACAUAUGUUCUCCCAAGGUGAAAUGUUUGAAGAAAACUAAUUUCAAAUUUUACGCGGGCUUCUCAAGUAUUUACUGGGAUACGAACUCCUCGUAUUAAUAAUGACACCAGGUGAAAUAGAUCAAACGGUCGCCUGUUUUCUCACAUUUACUAAGUUAUCUAAGUUCAAGUUCACACAUACUAUAAAAGAAAUGCUCUUUCUUCUCUUCCUUGCCGGUUUCAUCGCCUUUCUUGCAGUUUUUCUAUUUGCAGAUGCCGAUUUGUUGACUCUAUAUUAUGAGAGAUUUGGAUUAAAAGCUGACUCAUUAAGGGGAAAGGUCAUUUGGAUAACUGGAGCAUCGAGUGGAAUAGGGGAAUAUACUGCUUAUGAGUUAUCCAAAGUGAAUUGUUCACUUAUCUUAUCUGCACGUCGAAAGAGCGAAUUGGAAAGAGUAGCGUCAAAAUGUAGAACUCUCGGCCCAGUGGAUGUUGUAGUGCUACCGUUGGACGUGACCGAUGCAACGAGUCAGAAGAAUUGCUUCGAUAAAAUUAUCGAACAAUUCGGGCGAAUAGAUGUACUAUAUAAUAACGCGGGCCGUUCCCAGCAAGCCGACGCCCUUAAAACUGAGUUAAAAGCCGAUCACGACAUUUUCGACAUUAAUUUUAUAUAUUGCAUAAGUCUCGCUAAAAUUGUUCUUAAUCACAUGAAGGAAAUCGGUAGCGGUCAAGUUGCCUUUACUUCCAGUAUUGCGGGUAAAUUAGGUUCGCCCCGUCAAGCCAUGUAUUGCGCCACUAAACACGCAUUGCACGGUUGGGUAGCUGCCACCCGUUUCGAAUUAGGUGAAACAGAUAUUAUACUCCAGCUACUAUGUCCUGGACCAGUUGUCUCUGAUAUAAGAAAAUGUUCCUUUACGGAAGUUUCGGGAAAAGAAUUUGGUGGGGAAGAUCCCAACGCUAAAAAGAAGAUGUCCACUGAAAGAUGUGCUAAGCUAAUGGUAGUGGCAGUUGCAAAUAAAAUAGGCGAGAGUUGGAUAACAAAACAACCAAUCCUCCUAGUGACUUAUAUUGGACAGUAUAUACCAGUCCUUUUCGCAUGGUAGCAGCCCUUAAUUAAGUCUUUAAGUUUCCUCUUUUUAAACCUUCCUCUUUUUUUUCCUUAAUGCAGGAUGGCAAGAACGCUGUCGGGUAAAGUUGUGCAAAGGUUACGUUACGGUAAAAAGGACUAAGACGAUUAACCUUUCUAUCUUAUACUUUUACUACGAACAAUGAAAGUUAUUAGACAUGAAAGGUAAAAAAAAGCAAAAUUGAUAUAAAACUACCCUUUCAGUUGAUGGAGAGGGAAAUAAAUGAAAUUAUUCCACUUGUAAAAGUUAUUAUGAUUACUCAGAGAAGAGAAACGGGGAGAAGAAUGCUAGAAAACAUAUUUUGUUUAAUAUUCAUAGCAAAUCGCUAUUGGAAAAUGAUUCUGAAAUGAAACAAUUCCGUCUUAAGAAAAAACAAACAUUCUUUUUCCACAAAAGUGAAUCCCCGUCAAUCGGUAGUUUUGUCUAAUAUAUAUAUAAUCACCUGUUUCUCUAUUAUCAAAAUUCUUUUUAUCCUCUUUACUCCUUUCCCCUGUUAGUUCUAACAUAAGCUUUAACGGUGUCCAGAAAAAUCAGCCUAUGAUGACGUAAUAUAAAAUUUUCUUUAGCAUUACUAAUCUACUUCGCAUUCGUUAAAUUAUUAUCUAGAAAUAAAAUAAUCUUCAGUUUUUUCUCAUUCUUUUCGAAGGUAAACAAAAGAUUUUUUUUUCUUUAUGUCUAAUCAAACUAGUUUACUUAUCUAUAAGAUUGCAUGGUUGUUACCUAUAUUCGACAAAAUCAAAAUAUUAACUUUAGUCCCAAAUAUAGGCUGACUAUGACUAAGAACAAUACAGAUUAGUCAUACUUUCUUACGCAAUAAUUAGGUGUAGAGUCGCAGAUUAGAAAGUGUAUGAGAUACUUAAAAAAUCUUGAAUAGAAUAAAGGUAAAAAAUAGAAAAAAAAGAAAAAAGAAAAAACGAUGAUAGAUUUAAGUUGUUAGCGGUAAUUUGCUAAUAGCUUCGUAAAUACCCUGGAAACGGUACCGUAUACGCUUCAUUAAAUUCGGUAGAAGUUCUUUGUAAAAAAUCUAUCCAUUCAAGUGACUCGCGUGAUGACGAGAUUUUUUUUUAUCUCGGAUUACCUUACAACAUAAUAACCCGCAGUCAAUAAUAUAAUUCUAUAAUAAGUGGAGCGUUAAGACUAAAGACGGAAGAGGGAGGAAGAAAGAAUGGAAGUUGGGGAACAUGCGCAAAAUUUAUAUUGUACAUUUCGCGGGUAAUGUUUGAUAAAAAAAAACUAGACACGAUUGCUGAUUGGCUGCUGUCAAUACAAAACGGUCAUAUAAAAGCCCAAUCAGGUCGAGUUAUAUAGCAAAUUAGUUAGUGUCGAUAUAUUUUCACCUUCGUUCAAAAAAUAAACUUUUUAUAUAUUUAUCAUACUCAAAAAAUAAAGCAAGAGAAUGAAUAACGCUGACGACCGAAUAUACCACGCUGUAAUAAUCAAAAAGGACGAGGAACUCGUUAAAGUUGCCGCCAGUUUAAGGGGCAUUGCCGAUACCUUUGAAGAGCAAUUUAAGAGGAGGAGGACGUCGGCCACAACCUCUGCCACUGCCUUGUGCGUAAUAGGUAGAAUGAUCCCCCUAAUCUACCGUUUUUACCAGGAUUAUCUUCUCAGCUGAUCAGCCUUUACAUGAAGUAUUCCUUAAUGUAUAAUAAGACAGCAGUUAUUUUUUUUUCAAGGUGAGAUUGUUUUUAACGUUCUUUGUUCUUUUUUUUAUUUAUAUAUUCGAAUAUGAUUAUUAUUUUCAAAACCUAGAGAAUAAUUAGGUUACUGCUUAUCUGUCUUUAAUUUUCUCAGUUCAUUAAUUAAAUUUCAGAUCUCAAAACGCUUUAAGAAACAAUCAACUUUUGAGCUGAUGAUUCUGUUGUGUACAUUACACACAUGCGCAUAAACAGUACACGGUUGAUGAUUAGAUCAUCAUGUAUACAUA
Messenger RNA from Dimorphilus gyrociliatus, 3356 nucleotides. The record is from the annotation of a GenBank genome assembly. Lineage: Eukaryota; Metazoa; Annelida; Polychaeta; Dinophilidae.